AUGGAUCUUCCUAUAGUUAAUUAUUCAAAAGAAGAAUAUGUAGAGACAAAUUCUGGUAACAAGAUAUGUAAAGUUCAUUCCACGAAAGACAGUACUAUCUGUGGAACGCAGAACAUAGUAUUGAAUGGAAAGAACAUUGUCCAGAAAGAUGUCAUAAUUCGUGGUGAUCUGGCCGCUAUACGAAGCGGGCGGUUUUGUAUUAUACGGCAAGGAACAUUGAUACGACCAAGUUCGAAGAAAUUUAGUAAAGGAGUCACGUUGUUCCCAGUUCACAUUGGAGACAAUAUGCUCAUUCGUGCAUAUAGGCGCUGGAUCAGUGAUCAAUUUUGGUGGAGCUGCGCGUGCUUGAAAGAGUGCUGUCGUGUCCUACCAGGAAGUGUAGUUGCUGCCGACUCCGUGUUCCCGCCGUAUAGCACCAUAGCCGGAAAUCCAGCUCGCGUCAUCGGCCAGGAACCGGAAUGUACAGAAGAUCUAAUGACCGAAGCCACGAAACAGUAUUACGACAACUUCCAGCCUUCGAACAUGCCUAAGGCUUCUUUUGCUUAA
Cooperia oncophora is the source of this 546-nucleotide messenger RNA. NCBI's taxonomy places the organism in Eukaryota, Metazoa, Nematoda, Chromadorea, Rhabditida, Trichostrongylidae. The record is from the annotation of a GenBank genome assembly.